Molecule: messenger RNA, 287 nt
Organism: Staurois parvus
Lineage: Eukaryota; Metazoa; Chordata; Amphibia; Anura; Ranidae
Source: the annotation of a GenBank genome assembly
UCACAUUUGAGUCAUGGGUGCCAUGGCCGAUUUAAAAUCAACUGAGCUGGGCUGCCCAAUAAGGAGUUGCAUGAGGCAGAAGGUGACAAGCAGGGGCGGACUGACAACUCAUGGGGCCCCUGGGCAAUAGGGGAUCAUGGGGCCCCUGUGUCCUUGCCCAAACUCAAAAAAGCCUAUGAAAAAGGUACCAGGGGCAUCUCAUGGGGCCCCCUACUGACCCCGGGCCCUCGGGCAGUGCCCGAGUUUGCAAAUGGUCAGUCCGCCCCUGGUGACAAGUCAACCUUCAA